Folsomia candida is the source of this 1301-nucleotide messenger RNA. RefSeq lists its product as uncharacterized. Bases 647 to 1168 code for a protein of 173 amino acids. Lineage: Eukaryota; Metazoa; Arthropoda; Collembola; Entomobryomorpha; Isotomidae. The record is from RefSeq and is a predicted model, not a curated record. The transcript has 5 exons.
GUUCUGGGGCUAUGCAAGGUCAAAUUCGUAUCCAGCGAAGCGAGCUCCCCAUCUGUAGUGACUUAAUUAUUCAAAGUCAAAUCUUCCUAAAAAUGUAUUGAAUUAUAUUUAAUUGUGACCAAUACCAUGAGUUAAAUUUAGAAUUAAUUGUCAACUAUGGCAGACGUGUUUCCGUACAUAGCUUACUACCCCCACAUUCAAUAUCCCAUCAUUGGAGUGUUAUCCCUGCUUAACAUGUUUUACCACAACGGCCCAAUUCCUUCAGUUCCUUCUCCAAUUUCUUUGCUGAAAUAUACCUACGAUCACACCGGAAUAUCGGCAAAAUUAGAGGAAUCUAUCCAAUUUUACCACGUUCUUCUCUAUCUCGAGGACAAAUUGGAAAAGUAUCAAUUGCACCUUGAAAAUAAGGUAGAAAUAGAGUGGAUCAUGUUAGAAAUUGAAUACCAAAGUCUUGGAAGACUUUUAGAACUGAUUAGAUCCCAGACUCUAAAACUUGUCUCCAGAGGAUUAUACUUAUUUGAAGAAGACUCUCGCCUCGGAAUAUAUCCCAAAAGCAGUCAAUUUGCGGCAUUACUUAGUUCCUAAGAGAGACGCUUUGUUCACGGACGCCCUUCAUCCUCCAAUCGAAGAUUUUUCAUUCGAUGCAAUGCAUUUACUUUUCACAAACUACACCACAAAGUUGAACCAUACUUUGGACUCACUCAUCGAUCUGAACGAAAGUGGCUUUCACCUGUUACAUAAUUUUAAUAUUCCGUGUGAUAAGGACAAAUUUGACAUUAACAUGCUGAAUGAACUGCGUGACAUUUUUGUCGAGUUGGAUUUAGCAUAUGAAGCAAAGGAUUUGGAGAGGGCAUACGAUAUCACCACUUAUUUUAAGCCAAAAUUACCCAACAUGAUGGAGAUUUUAUCGGAUCUGAUGACUGCACAAGGCAAAGACGCUUUAAAACUGAAGUACAUCGAUAUCCCAACAAUCUACCUUAACAACAAGCAAAAUCUUAUCCAAUUCACUGCUUGGUUGGAAUUUCACGACUACAAAAUUCGUAAGAGCGUGUCCAUAAUUCAGAAAAAGUAUACACGGAUGACAAACUCAUUCUCCAGAAUCAUGCAAAUCUAUGAUGUGUUAGUGGUGGAAGUUCAAAAUCUUUAUAACAAAUUUAUGAAGCCUUGAUUAUCUAUGUUUGUUUUUUAAGGUGUGAUACAUACGUUUUUCUGUGUUCAGAUUUUUAAUUGUUAAUUAAUUUGUAACAUACCAGUAUAUGUAAAUUAAAUAUAUUUUGUAAGUAUAUAUGUAUGUUCUGAGA